CUCCUGGUGACGUUGUUCGUGAGCAGCAACUACAUCAAAGCCAUUAUACUGGUGCACAACAGUCCACCACCUCUGACGCUUCAACGAGGAAGCAAGGGGCCUCAUCAACUUCUGGUAUUCCGCUCGCGUGCAAUUUCCAAACGGGUGCGGAUUUAAAGAACACGAGCUCUCGUCCUGAUGGUUGUACCUCAAUAUCCCGCUCGGAACAUCUUCAACAGGAAAGCUGCACACAAGGACCAGCAGACAAACCAAGAACGCGUCUAACUUCAGACACCAGAACGGCUUCGGCCGCUGCAACCUGCUCAGGAGUCUCUGUGGUAGGCGUGCCAAAGGGGACGGAACAGGAGCAGGAGCUGCAAGGAGCUUCAUCCGCACAACAAAAGGAGCCAGCUACGUCUUCUCCCAAGAAGGAAUGUGGUCCACCGCCUGGCGAGGACGAGGUGGGAUCACAUAGUACUUUGGUCGACAAGGACAAUGGUUGUAGAGGCGCGACGAGUUCAACUUUUUGCACGACAACAACUUCUACCACGACUGUCGUUACAUCAACGCAAAGAGGGACGAAGCAGCAGAUCACGAUAAAAAGCAACAAGCUCGCACAGCAGAUGGAAGUGGAUCCAGUGGGCACCACGGCGCAGCUAUUCUCACAUCUGGGGACCAAGGUGAUGAAUAACCUCGUUCGCGCGGGGGCGGCGGGGGAACACACCACGGAGAUUAAUAUUGGCAAGACCGGGGGGUCGUCGACGUCGACGCCUUCUACCUCUUCGUUGCCAACCUCAACGUCCAAGAUCCCUCUGGAAUGCUUUCCGAAAGACCUUGUGCCGGUGCUGCGCAAAAAGAAGUCGAAAACCACGGCAGGGGCAGCAGGUGCAGCGACGAAUGUGUCUCCUCUUGGUGCUGGCACUGCUUCCUCUGCACGCACGAUGGCCCCCGCCGGAGGUUCCUCCGCCGAGGAGACUAGUACAGAGCAGCUGCAAGAACAAGAACUCCCGUCUACUUCGCUCGCUGCAGAAGACCGGGUGGAAUAUGUGGCGACCGGAAAAAAGGCGAUUCUACCCCCGGAGACGGAGAAGCUUGUCAAAGAGAAGAUGAAAUUGCUUUCCGCUUCGCAACACGCCGGCAUGGAAAUUGUGAUUGAGCCAGAGGACAGCAGUUGUACUUUCCCAAGCAGCACUAGCAGUUGCGACGUUACUACCAGUGAGUCAAGAAACAAAAACUGUAGUUCUGCAGUCGCUGCUGUUGAACAAAGCGUCACCAGGACGUCGUCUUUUGGAGCAUCAGCUCCAGGAGUUGCAGGCCCAAAAUCGCCUGUGACCGCCGAAGAGAAGUUAGCGAUACGAAAGUUUCAAGAAGACAAGCUCGAGGCGAAGCGGCAACGGAUUGAACGAUUGCUGCUGGAAGAGGAGGAGCUGCAGAAAAACAAACCGAAAAAGAAGAAGAAGAAGAAAAAGACGCAGGAUGAGCAGGGCGCGGAACAAGAGGAAGCUGCUGGCGCAGGUGAGAUAAAGGUGGAGCAGAGCAUCGAUCGGGAAAACAGCCAGGACACUGUCGCCGCAGAGAUGCUGGCGCAGCACGAGGUUCUUGCACAAGAGCCUGAUGACGAAAGAACUUCGGACGCCUCGGAAGAUCCGCCCACGCCUAUCGAGAUGAAAAAACCUUUUUUUCCGCUCCCGAAGGCGAGCUCUUAAUGCUCUUAAUUUUGUACGUGAAUAAUGUCUACUGUACAUCACUAUGCUAUCUAUCAAUCUAUGAAGCCCGCAGUUGUUCUGGAGCUAAGACUGCCGAGCUUCUUGGUACGAUCAUCUUUCAAGUUCUCACAAUUUCCGCCUUUAUUCCAGCUAUGUGCCACGCCUACGUCGACGCACGAGGUAGAUGCCUCCCCAUAAAAAGUCCCCCAUGGACAAGUUUGGCACUGCGGAACAAGUCUGUCUCCGAGAUGAAGAAUGAACUAGCGUGAAAUACUUGAUAGCGAGCGUCUUUCUUCGGGAGCCCAGAGCAUGCGCGACAAACAUUUCCGUGCUGUGGGGGGUUUGUCGUCUAGGGCGCUUUUUGUUGUGAUAUCCACCUCUGAGCACGCUACCACGUCCCCAGCUUCGACAAAUCCGCAACAUCAAGCGACCUCCAGCAGCGCGACGAAAGUGACACCGAAGAAUCCGGGUGAGAAAGAUGCAGAAAAAAGAGCAGACGGCACUAAAAAAGUGAAGACCACUCUGCAGCAGAACAGUGUGCAGUUCGCGGAGGAGGCUCCUGCAGAGACGAAAAUUAUGUCAAAUCGCGAGAAAAAGCGUCUAGCACGAAUGCAGCAGCAGCUAGCAGGGACUAACUCCAAGAAUGAUGCAGGUGUGGGCAAACCUGGAGAACAUACUGCUGCAGCAGCUGCGACGGGAACUACCUCUGUUAAAUUGCGUCAACAGCAGAUCACGAGCACGGUUGCAGCCUUUGGUGAUGAAGAGCCACUACCAACAUCAUCUCAGCCACAGGCAAAGAAAAGCAAGACGAAGAUGAAGAACGCAGCAGACACGACAUUGAGCAAAGACGCUACCUCGUCCGCAAGCAAGAAAACGUCGGGCACUGCUGGUGGGAGUGACCAGAAGCGCAGUGCGUCAUGCGCCGCCGCUGAGAAGAAAUCUCCGCCCAACUAUGCCACGGUGCCGCAAGACACAAGAAUGGAGAUCGCUAACAGGUGAGAUUGAGCAAGAUUGUUUCAAACACAACCUUUUGAUGGCUAUGGGUAUGAAGAUCAUACAUGGUGUUUCCGUUUCUAUCUCGCCUCCUGCUUGAUACGAAGUGAAACCUUCGGUACUAAUUGAAUACGAGCGUGAUGCUUAUUACGAGCUAGUAAUCAUGUAUGACGAUAAGUACAGAUGAAACAGAUAGCGCGUACAACAUCAUGAGCGUACGCAUUGGCAACCGAGGUUCUUAGGUACUACACAGAAGAAAAGCCUUGAUCGAAAUUCAACAUUUUAAAUGGCAAACGAUGUGGAGAAAAAUACCGAGAAUUUUUUUUUUUCAAAACAGAAUCUGGGUUUUGUUCGAGCGUCGUUUGCAGGAGACGGACUUUCAGGACGUGCUCUCCAUUUGGGAUUGGGACCUGCUUUCUGACCUGUAUUCCAAUGAGUACGAGGCAAUUAAGGCAGCCCUGAGUUCAGAAACCGUGGUGCCUACGCCAGCCGCGUUUGAGGAUACGCUGAAGCACGACUGGGCGAAUUUGUUCGGGAUCAAGGUGGACAAAGACUACGACGAGACGAGCAAGCUGCUCAGCACCCCGGAGUCCACGGGGAGUGUCGUGGUCGGGAAGAGCGGCAAGCGAAAAGUAGCGGGCAAGGCGACGACCUCCGCGUCCACCAGGGGCGGUGCCUCCGCAUCUGCCGAAGCCACGAAAGACGGGAUGAACGAUAUCAAAUCCAUGAUGAAGGAGGGGAAGAAGAAAUCUGCAGGAACACCAGGUACCGCGUCUGCGUCUGCGACGACCGGUGGCAAUGCGUCGCUCAAGAAGGUGUCUGGUUUUCCUUCCGAGCAGCUGCGCGACAGGGGAGAGAAGGAAGCGAACAAAGCCAAGUCGGGGGAAGUCAUGAUCGCCGUAGGGGGCAAUGAGGGGAUCAUCGGGAUGGAUGCAGAUGCAGGUUCUGCCGGCUCGGCAGCAAUGCAAGACAAAGGCAAGAGCAAAAUCGGUAAUCAUUCGGUCAAUUACGCCAGCGCCUCUGCCGCCGGUGCUCCACUGAUGUCGUGUUUGAGCAGCUCCGAAAAGGACGGCGACCAGGCCCAGGGCGCGCCAGAAACACCAGAUCAUUCGCAUUCCGGCGCCUGCUCGCGAACCGCUGUCACCAGCACGAGCCUGUCCUCGGUAGUACAGGAGCCGUUCCGUGUGCAGCCAAAGCAGCGCAAAAAGGACAAGGUGGAUGCGAAGCAGAACCAAGGUAAAGGCUGCAAGGCUGUUCUGUUUUUUCUGCUGUAAUAUACAGUGCUGGGAACAACCGAUCGUGAACAGUUGAGGUUCAGUCUACUUGACCGAGACAGACGUAACUCUUUUGACUGUGAGCGGGUUUCUGCCCGUCGAUGAGGUUCUUUUGGUGUAAUGUUUCUUGUUUGCUGAAAUCGAAAGAGCGAAGUCAAUGCAACUCCGCUUCGUUUUUAAAUAUUACACAGCCCUUCCUGCUAUCCGUGUUCCGCCCGUGGAGGAGCUGCAGCUGCACUGCUGGGAACGCCCCGACGGGUUGCUGUACUUUCGGAAUCACCAGGUGUAUCCCGAGAAACGCGCCACCCAGAUUUGCCGCAAUCUCCGCGACUGCAAGCUCGGCCUGCGGUGUCCGGACGCGCACUGUCCCGAGGAGAUGGAGCCGAAGACGGCGGAGCAGGUGGAACAGAUGAAGGCCAAACUGUUUUCCCAGUUCCGGGCUAACAGCGACUGCUGCUACGGGUUUCACCGCCUCUCUCACGGCGAAAAGGUACUCCUGCUCGGCAACCUGGAGCAGGCUCUGGGCGCGAAAAACGUGGGAAACGCCAAUGGGGUGCUGAUGACGAAAAUCCGUAGCAUAUCGUGUUUAAAAACGUCCCCACCCCAUAGUUGUAAUGCAAAUCUGCAUGCUGAAACCAAACUGUUUCUCAUGCGGAGCCCCAUGAGAAGCAUUUUCUAGUCGUGUUGUGCGAUUUGUCAUGCUCCAAUCAGCAUGACAUACUAGAUCUGUGAUGCUGUUGAACUAGUAGCUCAAACAGCACUACACCACAAGUUGAAAUCUGUCAUGCGAAAGAGCCAAAACUUGUGGAUUUGUCUAGCCGAUUCCCUAUCUUGACUAUGGGGUGGGGGCGUUUUUACAUACGAUAGAGCAUGGUUUGUAACCGGCGGGCGUUCCAGGAGUGGCCGGACAACUUUGACCUCGUUCCGGACGAACGAUUCUAUCUCGCGGUGCACAAAGAGCUGGACGCCAACGUUCGCCGGGCCUUCGAGAAACUCACCCACCUCGAGCGCAUCACGGUCAUGCGGGAGGGACCCCUGCACUGGAGCAGCAACCAGUCGGCUGCGUUGAUGUCGUACAUAAACAAGGUGAGGACCGGCGAGUGGCAGAUGCGGGUGAAUCGGGAGGCCAAGUUCCAGGAGCGAAGGAACAUCACGAAAGAACGCAUGUCAGCAUCAACUACAACCACAUCAAAUGCGGAGCAGCAGCAAGUGCAAGACGGGGGUGCAGCUCCUGGUGUUCCUGCAGCGGGGGCCGGUGACCAUGUUAGAAGUGGUGCAUCAGGCAAUAACAAAAACAUCUCGUCGUCGUCCUCGACGAGUGCCGCUUGCUCGCCGCCGUUGCUGCAGAUUAGCAACCCCCGUGGUUCUGCGGAACAACCACCACAGCGAUGUGCAAGCGGGGAGAAAGGCCUUAAUUUUGCUUCGGCGAAAAUAGCUCACACCAAGCCGAGCAACGACCUUGAAAAAUCCUCCCAAGUGGUCGUCAACGCCUGUCCAACAAGUACAUCCGAGCCCACGAGCGCGGGAAAAUCGCAGCCUACCGCAACGUCGAAUUACGUCGCCUGCAGUAAUAGUUCUCCGGAAACGCGGACAAUGAGCAACUUUUUCGGGAGUGCUGGCAAUUUUUACACGAACAAAACGAAGAACGGCACAUCAAAAAUGAGCAAGGCUUCUUGCCCUGAAAGCGAACACGGUGAGGAGCUUACGCUGGCCAGUUCUGUCCCGAUGACGAACAAGUCCUCCCCCGCAAGUGCGACAAAGACGAAGCACACGUAUCAAAUGUAAAAAUGUCUGGGUCUGGAAGAAUGCAAGUUUGUCAUGCUUGUCUCACAUGACUCUUAAAUUUGUCAUGCACAUUACCCAAGACCGCCAUUUUUCUGUCAUGCAGAAACGCAGUUUGUCAUGCAGAAUAGGCAACACCAAGAAGCUCAGAAACUUGUCAUGGUGAGCCAGCACUUGUAGCCUCCUCAUGAUACGCCGCCCAGCAUUACAAGUUUCCAGACCCAGACAUUUUUACAGUUUAUAACACGACAGCUACCGCCAGGGGUCUAGCUCCAGCGGGGACGGUUGCAUCAAGCUUUUUGAGUAGUUCCACCACCUCCAAAGGAGCUCCUGUGUUUUCCGCCACCUCCGACACCGUAGUUGCGGAACCGGUGAACAAGAAGAAGUACACAGCUGAAGAAGAUGCUGAUGAAGCAGAUGACUUAGACUCAUUUCCCCCACCUGGGUUGUCGGAGCCAGCGACAUCGAAGCAAGAUAGUAAAUCCACCACCGCCACCUACCUGUCCGGGGGAAAGGACCGAAGCAAUUUCUCCCCCGUAUGGGCUCCUCAAACGUUUUUACAGUGAUCGCUGUUGCAUGUUGAUUUGGCAUGCAAAAUUAUUUGACGACACGAUCAAGCUACUUCGCACGCAAGAAGUUCUUCACGCACUAAAUGGCGUUCAUUGCCAAGAAAUCGGUAAAAAUCCAAGACGCGCAAGCUCUAGCUCCCCCCUGUCACUUUUGCUCGCCUUGCAGCUGCGCAGAAGCAUGGAGCAGCGAUCUAUGUCGCGUUUGAGAAUGCCAUAACCCAGCACGUUGCAGCUGGAUCAACAGUCAUGCUCGGUUUCACCGGAGUUUGACCUGACCAGAAAGCUGAUCGACGAGUUUUCGCAUGAGCCGGACGCUACGAACGCAUCCGGUUCGAAGAAGGUGCUAACAGCGUCUGGUCGCCCGGUGCGAUCACCGGAGCAGGAUGUGUCCUCAGCCACUUCAGUCACUGUUGCUGGGGCCCCUGCUCCUUCUGGGCGCGGUCAAACAGCGACCACAGCAACGCACUUUUCGUCUUCUUGGACUGGAGCGAGCAAAAGCAAUGCAGCCUCUGUUUGGCAGCGUGGUCUUCACAACACGACCAAAGGUAGUUUGGCCACGGGGGGCGCGCCGCUAGUACCUCCCGUACAGCAGCCACCGACCGCAGCCGCUGCAGCACAUAGCAUUAAAGGACAACAGCAGGCGACAAAUUAUAGCACCAGUAGCAAGGCCAAAGCCGCGUCAACAGCAGCUGCCUCCGUUCUUCUCGGCAACAAGACAUCAAAACCAGACGAGAUUAGCAAGUAUAACUACAGCAAGCAACUAGUCAGCAAGGCGGUUCUUUCUCGCGAGGAGCGACUCGCACAAGAACCGCCGCCUCGCAGCCCGCCGGGCCUGAGCAAGAUGAGCCCCACCACGCCCGGACUUCUUGGCAAUAAAAACCUUUCGGCGAGCAGUAACCUGGCAGAUGAUCACGAGGACAAUCUUCAUAAGAAAAGCAUCACCGAUUCUGCCACCCUGUUUUUACCGCCACCCCCUAUGGUGAAACCCCCGCCCCCGCCGCUGUGCAGGCCUCCUCCGCCACCAGGACUCACGCCGGCGAAGUCCGAGCAUGGCGGGACGUCGAGGGGACCAGCGCGCGCAGGCGAGGAAGACGAGGUCCGCAGCGACGCAGACGGGGAAGAUCCGAACCUCUUUUCCCCGCCUUCGAGGACCAAUGUGUAUGGAGAAAUAAACACCAAUGGAACUACGACCGGUGUGGAGGGCACGGACCCCAGCUCUGAUGCUGCGAGGCGCGACGAGGAACAGGAAGGGCAGCAACAAGAAUCAAGAACUGCUGCACUUCUACCGCUCAACAAAGCAGGUGGUCCCUCUACUGCUGCGUUCUUGAAGAAGAGAGAGCCUAGCAAGGUGUACUUCGGGCAGCAGGUCGUGGUGUCACCUGCCGGUCAUUACAAUUUGCAAGGCAGUUCUUGUAGUACUACAGAGGUCGCGGCGGGGAAAAGUAAAAGAUCCAGCGAUGUUGAGCAACCACCUUCCGGAACUACACCCGCAGGUGGUGCCAAUGUUAAAGUAGCUGGAAAUAGUACAAGAGGGGCCGAUGAGGAAAGAAGUGCUACGCUACUAUCGGCUCGACGAGUUACGGUGACGAAUGACAGUAGGAAGAGCACCACAGGUGAAGACCAGGACGCCGGCAUCCAAGAAGACGUCGUAGCGUCGACCUCCAUGGCGAGAACGGGACGCAAAGUGGCCACCUCUACAAUGAAGGACUCGUCGAAAGUUUUGAGCAGCGCAACAUCUUCAAAGACCAUCACCACUUCUGGAAAGUUUAUUGCACCAUCGUCGGGUCGUGUAAAUCAGCAGAAGCAAAACACAGCCCAAGACAAUUUCACUGCUUUGAAGAUGAGAACGACCGAAGCUGACCAGCCGGAGAAAAAGCGGAGUCUCAGUAACAGUACGUCGUCAUACACGAGCUCAGGUUCGUCGUCGUCCUGGGACGAGCGAGAGAAAAAGGUCCUCGUGGCAACAGCGGCGAGAGCAAAAGCAACGUUGAAGGCCUCAGACAGGAAGCGCGCAGCGGGCCUGGUGCCAUCCGCCUCGACCUCCGCGAGGACCGGUGGUGGCGGAGACGUUGUCCUACAACCAGCACCGAGCGAUAAGGAAACGACGGUUGUAGUUCCAGUAGCUGUUUCUGAAGAUAAUAUGUUGACAUCCAGGACGACCGGAGCGGUCGAUUCGACAUCCAAAAACGAACCAGGUCGUCCUGUGAGUGGUGGCCGACUCAUUUCCCCGGUCCCGGCAACGUCAGCCAAUAUCGAGUAUCUUACGGCGGAGGAAAUGACAGAGGCCCAAAAGCAGCAGCGCGAGCAGGAACUUUUCCAAGCCUUGACCCGACCCCCGGAGGAGGACUUUCUGCAUUACAGCAGCAGUCCAGAGAAACUCCUGAAAGAGAAAAUCAGGCUACGAAGCACCAACAUGGGAAGCAGUGCUAGUGGCGAUAAGAACAGGAAGGAGAGUGGUCAACACCUUUCAGGGGGAUCAUCUUCAUCAAAUGGCAACGUCAAGAACAGCAACACCAAUCAAGCGAACCUGCAACCGCUUAGCGAUUCGGAUUUGGACCUGCACGCGGCGCUGGACUUGCUGAAACAGCAGCACGAGCCCCAGACCAAGAUCAUUGUAUCAAAUGUAAAAAUGUCUGGGUCUGGAAGAUUCUGACACUUGUCAUGCACGUUUUGCAUGAGCCAUGAUGUCUGUGAUGCAUACCCUAGCAAUGCAGAUUUUUUGAGGGCUUCCUGAUGCCUAUUCCGCAUGACAAAUGCCUUCUCGUCGUAGCAAAAAUUGCACUCCCUUUGCUACUCAUGCAAUACAGAUUUUUUUGGAGUCCAGAUGCAGCAUCACAAGUUGCAUUCUUCCAGACCCAGACAUUUUUACAUUUGAUACAUUGAGCGCCGCAUCAACUUGCUACCACUGAUGCAGUAUCCUGUGCAAAAGUAUCGUACUCGUAUUGCAAUCAUGCAUUACAAAUCUUUGUCUUUCCCUUAAUGGAAAUCAGCAUUACAAAUUUUAUCCCUCAUGCUGAGUUGGAAAUUUGUAAUGCAUUUAUACGAGUACGAUACUUUUGCAAUUCAUAUGCAGGGCCUACCGGCGAGCAGCAUCGAAGAAAAGAGCCACCAGAUGAUGGUCACAGAGAAGGAGAAAAAGAAGACCUCCAAGAUAAAAACGGGAGACAUGAUUGGGACCACUGCCAAGAAGCACAGUCACGCAGUGGAUCAUGGUCGUCUGGGAACAAACGAAGAUACAUUAUCUUCUGAGGACGAGUUUGACAAGAUACUCUCAGCCUCGCAAGAGACGAGCGGCACGAACCAUAAGGGUAACAUGAUGUUCAGUCAGGAGGACAUUCUGCGGAUGGAACGGUAUGCUUUGCAAAAGUAUCGUACUAGUAUAAAUCGCAUUAAUAAGCAUGUGAAAUGGAAUUUGUUAUGCUGUUUUAGCUUAAGAAGGCGAUCUGUCAUGCAUAAUUGCGAUUACUACGAGUACGAUACUUUUGCACAGGAUAAACGGCAACGCCACGACAUCUUUGGCGCGCUGGCGUGGGGCAAUUCAUUAUGCAAAUAAAAAGAGUCUUACUCUUAGUGUUCUUGUAGUUGUACAGUUAGACAGACUGGAUGGUUUUCAAAAAAGCAAGACACUACACAACGACCACUGUGGUCAUGCCCGAAAUACUUCUAGCGAGUCCCGCUCCCGACGCAAGUACUUGCAUGCGUGUACACCCGCCUGAGGACGAUCGCCGCGUUGCAAGUUUUGUUGCUCAUUCAACAUGCGAAGCGAGUCUGUUCAUCUAUACGCAGAACAGGUUUUGUGGCUGUGCGACUGCUGCUGCUAAAGUUAGUUGCAACAUCCGGUCUGUAUCUGUAAGCCUUUUUCCCUUGGAUAUUCAUCCCUGGACGAAGACCAGCAGAUUUAUGUCGGAGCUGGGGCCGCCUCUGCCACUGCGGCUCAAAUGUCGAGUGACAUUGCGUCUGGAGCCGGCGCGCACGAUGUUACGGGCGCUGGCGUGGAUCUCCUAACAGGAUGCACUAGUGGUACAACUGGCACCACUGCGGCCGGCGUGCUGGGAGGCAACGGAACCACGUCAACCACGGCGGCCACAGGUACUCUAGCACUUCCGUCAUUAUUUGAAGCGUGCGUUGUUUUUUUUUGUGCGCUUUGCACCUGCGUGACGAAGAACAAAUGUUGCCUGCGUGACGAAGUUUUCAGAUGAACGAGUUGGUGUUGGUGCAUUUCUUUUACUGAAACGUCACAGUACAUACUCAAACGUAUCAAUAUCAACUUGACAAACAGUCGAUGCGACGAGCCCGCUACACCCGGAUCAUCAUGCCACUACCACCACUGCAGCUCCUGUCCCUUCGAACACAAGAGCAACGUCUUCGGGCAUCUCCACCGCGAAUUAUGACCGAAGUCAAACAUGGCAAACUAUUCAGCUGACAGGGCAGAGCCAAAACGCAGGAUCAUCAAGUGAGACGGAUGCCGGCGCCGCGAAUUUUGCUAGCGCGACGAGUCGUGGGCUCCUCGGUGCACGGAGCGGCCACAUUCUCCCCGGUGGACGCCGACGACCUGGUAGUACUAGAAGCCCAGGUACUAAACUGAAAAAUGUCUGCAGCAAAAAAAAUCAAAAUUUUUGGUAGUGCAGUUUGCGCCCUUCUCUUCUCGCCCGGACUGCAGCGCGCUGGUGAGCGCCGUGGCCUCCAUGCUGGGGAACUUGACCGAGGUGCUGUGCUCCAUUCCUGCUGCGUCGUUUGGUCGAAGCUCCCGCGCGAGCUUGAAGGCCCCCUAGUAGCCAGCCCAAGCCCUAGUCCUCAGGCUUCUUGUUCUGGAAGUAGUUCCUUUGGUCAUGCUCCUGUCCAGCAUGCCGCGGACCUCAGCCAGGUACUUGGGCGUGAAGCCCCUCCCGCCAAAAGUGGCAAUUUGUAAUGCAGGUCUCGCAUUACAAGUGGCCUUUUCUUGUGACCCGUUCUGGGUCAGCUUUCUGGACCGCAUCACAAAUCUGAGCUCCUGAAUCGGCAGAAUGCCGUGCUGUGAGGGUUCAGAUUUGUGACGCAAAACGUGGCUCCGCCAAAAACGUCUGCACCUCUCCACUGAGGUCCCCAAGUGGAGGUGCAGACGUUUUUGGCGAGGGGGGGGGGAAAGUGAGGCUGAUAGCUCGUGUUUGUCUGCGCCGCCAAAAACGUCUGCACCUCCGAAAUUGGCCUCCAGAUGAGGUGUCCUUGGACACCUCUUCGGAGUCGUCCCGAGCCGCGGACCUCCGGGGCGAUAAUUUGCGGCCGCCCUUUUCGCAGGGCCCCGACCUGUAUCGGGCUCAAUUUGCAGGCAAAAGCCUGCAACUUGAGCUCAUCCCCUCUUCGACCUCCUCGGAGGCCGCGAGGUUUAAACCAAAGGCGAGCCUCUUCUUCAGCAAAUUCAACCCAUUCGCAAACAAGGCACGCACUCGGUAAAUCGUCAGGAAGCAGGAGGGAGUGUGAGAACUUGAAGAACUACAACUGCGGACCCGGGUGGACGACGUCCACCGAUACCGACGUACCGAGUCCCCCGGUGGCUGAGUUGUCUCCUCUGCUUCGUCCGCCGAGGCCUUGCCGGAAUACCUGGCCUAGCCAUUUCCUUGUUUGUUGUUCAUUGUGAAAAAAAAUAAACACACAAGCAGAUGGACGCCGACGACCUGGUAGUACUAGAAGCCCAGGCAGAUCGCGUGGCGGAGACGGACCAGGAGCGACUGCUGUGGGCAACUACAUGACCAGAGGCACAAUUGGGACAAAUUUGCUGAUGAACAAAGCGCCAAGUAGAGUCGUGCCGCCUCCGCCCGCGAUCGUUUGCCAGAAGAAGCACCGCGUGAUCAUAGAUUAUCAUGGUAUUGAGCUGACCGAUGACGGCAAAGGCCAGGAAGAGGGGUACCUCGCGUUGAAGAAAGGAUGGCAUUGUAUUCCGUACGGAAACACCCUGGCUUUUGGUCACGAAUACAACAAGUAUUUAAUACCUUACUUGUUGGCUCCUGCUUUCAUUGUUACUUAUUAUAUUAGAAGUCGAUCUAGAAGAGAUGAAAUAUCGAGCAAGCUCUACUGCGUAACAAGUGUAGUAGUUUUUUGUACAUAUAGAAAGGUCUAGUUCAUCACCGCGUACGCCAGACGGCCAUGUUUAUUGUCAUUCGUUGUCAAUGAAUAAACAAAGGUAUCAUUACUACGUGUACGGCAAGUGUGUGAAUAUGAACAAGGAAGGUUGGUUUCCCGCGGAAAUUUUGGAUUGCAAUCCUGAGCAAGUGCGCCACGACGCGACUUCGGACACACCCACAGGAGCGCUGGCCUCGUCGGCCACUAGUCAGCAAAUAUUGCAGGCACAGCUCCUAGCGAACAUCGAAGGUGGUGGGAACGCAGCGCAGAUGCAGGGAAAUGAUGACGAGAACAAACACGCGUGCCAGGUUCUGGCAAAUCCGAGCCCGUCAUCUUCCAGCGAGGGGACAGGAAGUGGUGGAAAGAAACGCACCCCCGCUGCAGCAGCGCUGGCUGUGUCGUCGAAUCACGCGCCCGCUACCAUAUUAACUAAAGGCGCUUCUGUAUCUCUCGCGGCAAAAAAUAACAAGAAUUUCAAGGGUAGUUCUUCAUCUAGUUCUAAUGCGGUCAGCAAAGAGGACGCGUCGGGUAGAAGCUCCGUCUGGCAAGAGACAUACCGGAGCAGUACGGCAACUCCGCAGAAUUUUCAGCAACCUUUGACGACUUCUACCAGCACCGCAGGGACUGCUACAACUCUGAAUACCGCAGGAGGUAGUUCUUCGCGCGGCAACACCAAUGUGGCGCAGGGCAACAGCAACAAAGGCAACACUGCGCCGCCCUCCUCGGCUGGAGCUGGUAGUACAACUAGUGUGUACGCACGUGCAUCCGGGAAGAGCGUGACUUUCCAAUCCGCCAAGGGGCAGCAGCUGCACGCCAGCAACACAAGAACGGGCUCAUCUGCUGUUGUUCUACAAAGGGGCGCCGGGGGAGGCACCUCAACGGCAGCCAGCAAAAGUGGUGCCGCGCGGAUUUCCGGUGGUGGAGGUCCCGCCCAGCAGACACCGCAGCACAUGCUGGACUCGAGUGCUGCGGCGCCGGCGCGCGGUAAUACAGUGACCAAAUCGGCGAAGGGCCAGGGCGGUUCCGUCGCCGCGCCCGGAGGCAGUGCAACUGCGGCGGCUGCAGUAGCUGCCGCGCACGCGAAGAACGUUGCGGGGGCAUACACUGGUGCUAAUACAGGUGUGUUGGCGGGUAGCUGCAGUACAGCUGCGGGUGUAGCAGCAGGUCAUGCCGGUGUGCAUCAUCCAGAAUUGCUUGUUGGUGGAGUUCAAUCUCAGCAGCACCUGGCACCUGCUGCGUACGUUCAGCAUCAUCCACUUGCACCACCUUCUCGACUACAUCAACAGGGUCCCGCGACCAGUAGCGCCGCGGCAUCUUCCCGGGCUGCGUCUCUGGGUCCCCCAGGGGCCGCGGGACAUCACACGUACUAUAACCUGCACCAGGCGGCGGCCAUCAACACCAACCCAAUGGCCAUCAGCCCGGCCGUGUGUUAUCAUGAUCUUCCGCACGGGUCGCCCUAUCUUUACGGGUACGGCAUGCACGGCGCGAGCGGAAUAGUUCACCCUGCCGUGUUGCACGGACUGUACUAUGGCAUGGCAGCAGCGGCUCCUGGAGCCGCGACUUACCCCCCGGUUGCCGGCGUCGGCAAGGCGGGUGGUCUCGGACCGCAACACUGUGUCGUUUCCCAAAGUGCUACCGCGAUUCCCGCAGCGGCCUUUAACGCAGCCGGCGCAGCCUCCGUGGCGGCCUCCCCGGCCGCUGCACAGCCGUCGAUCGCAAAAGGAAAAGCAGCGGUCGCUGCAGCCGCAGCUGGCGCAAAAGGCGGGAUGGCUGGAUCCACGAUUUCAAGUGCUGGCGAUAUUCCUGUUGGGCCGGGUGCGGCGACGUUUUUCUCAUCGUCCUCAAAGGGCAGCACUAGUAGUUCGGGAGCAUCUGCUGCUGCGGCCGGGGGAGGGUGCGAGCAGAAAGACGCGUCCGGCGGAACAAAGAUCUCCUCCAGCGCGGGCAGUGCAGCUGCGGCUGCAAACGACACUAGAACUACAAAUUACACCACGGCAGCGGCCGGCGAAGGCGGAGGCGCGAGUGCUACCGAAACGAGAAAAACGACGACGACCCCGAGUGGAGGUGGACAGGAAGCAACAACCUCGAAACCAACCUCCUUACUCGCCCAGAUGUCGGGUUUGGUGACACAGGCCGCGAUGGCGCAGCGGCAGCAGCGCCAUCAAGCACAAGUGCAGAAUGCGAAUGCUAGCAGGGCUGCAACGGCGAUGAGUAGUACAAGCACGAGCUCUGCGAAGGACUCGGCGUCCUUGACUUCCGCCGUGGGAGGCCCGGACUUUUCCGCUAGUGCCACCGCACCUCCCGGUGUACUAAGUGGGACAGGAACUACCGCAACUCCUCCAAAUAAUUCUGGUACAAUAGCUCCUGGGGGUCCGCGUGCAAGCCAGACGGCGACAACUGAUGGCAGCAGUUCUCAGCCACCCCCGAUGAAGGGACGGAUAUCGAGUGCAAAUAUGUCAUCUGGGUCUCGAUGGUUUCGAGGAUUGUCAUGUUCGUCAUGAUCUAGAUCUAGAAGAGUUUGGUAGAGGGUGAGGCUGGCGAUGAGGAUGACUCUGAGCGGCCCUGUAUUGCGUGACCUCGUAGACGUAGAGCUCCUCUUGUCUCCUGUGUCAUGCAGAAGCGGAGUUUCUCAUCCUCAUCCGGAAAACACAAAAAAUCUGAACAAGACAUCAUGCUUCGCGUUGCAUUUUUACUGUGCUUCUUAAGUAAUUUUAUUCACUGACAUGCAACCUCACCCAGACAUUGAAAUAUUCGCAACGCAUAACGGAAAGCGUCCGCGUAUUUCGCCCGACUUCGGGUCCACGAGGACCACGUCGAGGCUCCGCCCAAUCAGGGGAACAGCCCCGUGCUGCAGCAGUAUUACGCGAAAGGUAACGCGGCAUUUCACAUGCAGCACCACUACGUGCAUGCGUACCACCAAGGCGGGGCCGGGGGACCGGGUGCAGGAGGAGGUAGCGGCUAUUACCACUAUGGUCCGCAAGCGAGCCACGCUGGGAGUGGUGCGACUUAUGCAAGCAAGAAGGGGAAUGGGAAAAUGCCGAUAAAAUGAAGUACUAAGCCUCGAUAGGAUUCUGAAUAGAACUUCGACCCCCGUUCUCGCAUCUCGAUGAAGUUUUAGCAAAGCAUCACCCGCCUCCGGGAAUGCAAAAUGGACAUUAAUUUGUGUGGUACAAAAGCAAAUGAGGGAGCUUCACUUUACAAUGUUGUCUCUUAUUUUUUUUAGAAUUUCCUAGGAUCUUCCAUUUUCGACACUAAAGGGGUCGGCGAAGUCAUUGUUUUGCACGACCGCUAAAGAUAAAGAGAAGGCACCGCCAUUCAUUUGAGCAAUUUCAUCUGAGUCUUGUCUAUAUAUGGAUAUGCUUUUUUUUGUACUCUAGCAAAAAGAUCGUAGAUACUACCGAACUGCGAAAAGCGAACCCAUGUAAGUAGCUGCAAUUGCAAGCACUUGAAGAGGCAGUAAUUUUGACGUUGUCUUGGUCUGGUUAUGAUCACCACAUGAAUGUCUGUGUAUCCAUAAAACAAAAAAUGAAAACUAAAGAUGGCGUUGCUAUUGCAAUACUUUCCCACUUAGAUGAGUGAGCCGCUCUUGAAACAUAAAAAUGAAAUAAAUAUAGUACGGAUACGAAGACGAAAAAAAGAAGCCCAAGGCGAAUUAUCGACUACCAGGCAUAAGACAACGGAAAUUUUGCUUAAACCCGAACGUAUUUAUUUUUGGCCAUGUUUCUAAGGCAUAAACUGAGUAUGAUUGCAACGAAUUCUUGAGUAGCCAUUUCUAGAAAACCUCGGCCUCUUGCAUAUUCUGCUAGUAUCACCUGAAUAAAUGAAUUUUUGCACACGAAAUUUCUCAUCUGCCCCCGUGCCCCUGAAGAAGAUACCAAUCUUUUGAAUUUCAGUAUAUUAUAGUUCACAAUGAAUGUGCUUCGAUGAAGUUGUAGCACGCUGCUCAUAAAAUAUUUUGAUUCUUCAUCUUCUUCUAAACCCAAAAAUUAACAUCUGACUUUGUUUUCUUCUCUUUCGGUGCCAAGCGCUCUCCACAGGCUUGGUAGCAAAGUAAGAAUGUUCGCGACGACACGGAAUUGCUUUUCUUCAUGAAAUACGAACACAAAUACGACAAAUGAUUUCUGUUGCUUUUUCUCUCUUUGAAGGGUUUGCGAUUUUACUUAACCAAACCGACCUGGCGCCACUAACACUCUAAUUUGGAUGUUUACAGCUUUAGGAACUUCGAGCUCAAUCUUCAGGGCAUAUAUACACCUUGAUCAUGCAGAUGUAGUACAGAAGUUGAGGUCGCUUGGCUCAGCGUGUUGGACAACGGCGAGCGGCAUCAGCAAGGUUUUUUUUAAAUAAACGUUUUCAAUAAAUCAGUAGUAGUUAUUAAGGUUUUAUUACACCGACUUCAUUAUUAUUGGGAAGAACACAAACUCCGAAUCUUGCAACUACAAAACAGUGAGGCACGUAGAUAUUGAAGUUGAGCCCGGCUGCUUAAGAUGUGGAUUGAGCGGGGGACGAGAUGGAGAUGAACAAACUUUUUUUCAGAUAUGCAUUUUUUAUGCGAAGUCUGAUUUCUUUUAGGAAAACAAAUCAAUGUCUACUUCAGAUCACCCGAUUGAAGCGACAUAUCUUACUUUCUAAUGAGAAAGCGACCGAAUACGAAACAAAUCAGAGCGAGCCGAAUGUUGUGGGCCAACCUAUGUGUGUCGCACGCCGGCCCCCGCUGAAGACCAGCGGCAGUCGUGUGUCAAAAAGAUGACCUAGCCGUAGCCGAAG
Molecule: messenger RNA, 17163 nt
Organism: Amoebophrya sp. A120
Lineage: Eukaryota; Dinophyceae; Syndiniales; Amoebophryaceae
Source: the annotation of a GenBank genome assembly